UUCCUUGAACUUUCGUAUUUUCUCCUUGUGCAAUAACUCAUUCGUAUGGCCUCAGAAAACGGUUCAAACGAUCAGAUUCUCAUGUACGCGGGCUAUAUCUUAAUUGCCUUGGCCGUUUUAUUCAUCAUCCUCGUAUAUCUAUACAAGAAGGGAAAGAAAAAACAAGAAAAUCUCGAAAGUGGUGCCGACAUAAACAAAGUAGCAGCAGCAUUCCAUGAUAAUAGUGCUGCAAGCAAACCUAGUUUCUCGACAGUGGAAUUGAAGGCAGAAACGGCUACUUCAGCUGAUUAUCAGAGCGGAAUGGUUUCUUCGUCUUUAGUGGUUCUGACGAGCCCGGAAGUAAACGGGCUGAGAUUCGAGGAUUUGCUAAAGGCACCUGCUGAGCUCAUCGGACGAGGCAAACAUGGGAGUGUGUACAAGGUUGUGUGUGAGGCUCAGGGAAUGAAUCUUGCUGUGAAGAGGAUUAAGGAUUGGACAAUAUCAAACGAUGAUUUUAAGCAGAGGAUGACGAGGCUUAAUCGUGUGAAGCAUCCGAAUGUUUUGCCAGCUGUCGCUUUCUAUAGCUCGAAACAAGAGAAGCUUCUUGUUUAUGAGUAUCAGAAGAACGGAAGCCUUUUCCGACAAAUCCACGCCCACGGUAAUUUUAUUAAUAUAUUUUUGCUAGCAUCGUUCGGAUUUCAAAUAUUAUUUUUUACCCUUUUUUCGGUUCGAAUUUUGGAACUUUGA
Erythranthe guttata (spotted monkey flower) is the source of this 726-nucleotide messenger RNA. The record is from RefSeq and is a predicted model, not a curated record. NCBI's taxonomy places the organism in Eukaryota, Viridiplantae, Streptophyta, Magnoliopsida, Lamiales, Phrymaceae.